AUGAACACAAACAGAUCCGUCGUUGCGAUGACUGAAUCGGUGCCGGAGUUUACUAUCAUUGAGAAGACAUACGAAUUGGACACCAAAGACACCGUACGGUUGCUGUGCAUCAGAGGGGGGCAGACAUUCAUGGUAUGGGUGGGCGAUGAGGGGGUUACGGGUGGCCCCCAAUUGGCCGACCUGUCACUCGCGGUGGGCGACCACUCGACUGCUGUGUUGUCGGCCACGAGUGGUGACCAAUUGAGUGCCGGUUUGGCUGCGAAACUGUCCAAAAAGUACAAUAAGAGUCGACCC
Messenger RNA from Medioppia subpectinata, 294 nucleotides. The record is from the annotation of a GenBank genome assembly. NCBI's taxonomy places the organism in Eukaryota, Metazoa, Arthropoda, Arachnida, Sarcoptiformes, Oppiidae.